AUGUCCUUCUUCGGCGGCCGUCGUGACGAGGAGGAGCGUUUCACGGAAACAGAACAAUACUCCACCAACUACGACCGCGGCUACGGCAAUCAGUAUGGUGGUCCACGCAACGAUGAACGCUUCACCGAGACUGAGACCACGACGUACCACUCCAACAACAACAAUAGCAAUAUCCCACCCCCACCGCAAGUCCCAUACCCCUGGCGUCCUCACUGGCAGGAGCGAGAGGGCCGGUACAUCUUCGUGAACGAACAGAAUGGAGAGCGUACGUGGGAGUUUCCGGGUCGUAGGGGUGGGUAUGAGACUGAGACUACCACGACUACUUAUUCCCAGCAAGGUGGUGGUGGGUAUGGUAGAGGCUACGGCGGUGAAGAGAGAGUCUACGAGCAAGACACGUACACGCAACGCGAGAGUGAACGCCGUGGCGGAGGUGGUCACGGAAUGAUGUACGGUGCCAUGGGCGCUGCUGCCGGGUUGGCUGGCGGUGCUUUCCUCAUGCACGAGGGUGGCAAGAUUGAAGACCGUUUCGAAGAAGACAAGUACCGCGUUGAAGAUGACGUGGAGGAUUUCCCUGAGAACGCUGCUCGUUGGACUGGCAACAAAGUGCAGGAGGUUGAGGAUAUCCCGGAGGAUAUCGAGGGAGGGUUUGAUAGGUUUGGGAAUCGGGUGGAGAGAAAGUGGGAUAAUGCUGUUGAUGAUGUUGAGGAUGCGCCGGAGGAUGUUUCGAACUGGGCUGGUCGCAAAGUAGGCGAUGUCGAGCGCUUCGGUGACAAUAUGGAUAAUGCCUACGAUGGCGGUCGUGAUGAGUGUAGGUACGAUGACGAUGAUCGGUACUAG
Molecule: messenger RNA, 837 nt
Organism: Recurvomyces mirabilis
Lineage: Eukaryota; Fungi; Ascomycota; Dothideomycetes; Mycosphaerellales; Teratosphaeriaceae
Exons: 2
Coding region: 1-837 (278 amino acids)
Molecular function (GO): protein binding
Source: RefSeq, a predicted model, not a curated record